AUGAAGACGAGCCGCCGCGGCCGAGCGCUCCUGGCCGUGGCCUUGAACCUGCUGGCGCUGCUCUUCGCCACCACCGCCUUCCUCACCACGUACUGGUGCCAGGGCACGCAGCGGGUACCCAAGCCCGGCUGCGGCCAGGGCGGGAGCGCCAACUGCCCCAACUCGGGCGCCAACGCCACGGCCAACGGCACCGCGGCCCCCGCCCCCGCCGCCGCCGGCCCCGGGAGCCCCUCAGGCGGCGCGCUCUACAGCUGGGAGACCGGCGACGACCGCUUCCUCCUCCGGCGUUUCCACACCGGCAUCUGGUACUCCUGCGAGGAGGAGCUCGGCGGGCUCGGUGAGAAAUGUCGCAGCUUCAUUGACCUGGCUCCAGCUUCAGAGAAAGGGGUGCUGUGGCUGUCGGUGGUCUCCGAGGUGCUCUACAUCCUCCUGCUGGUGGUUGGCUUCAGCCUCAUGUGUCUUGAACUCUUCCACUCCAGCAGCGUCAUUGACGGGCUCAAGCUCAACGCCUUCGCGGCUGUCUUCACGGUGCUCUCAGGCCUCCUGGGAAUGGUCGCCCACAUGAUGUACACACAGGUGUUCCAGGUCACCGUGAGCCUUGGCCCUGAAGACUGGAGACCCCACUCCUGGGACUAUGGGUGGUCCUUUUGCCUGGCCUGGGGCUCCUUUACCUGUUGCAUGGCAGCUUCUGUCACCACGCUCAACUCCUACACCAAGACAGUCAUUGAGUUCCGGCACAAGCGCAAGGUCUUUGAGCAGGGAUACCGGGAGGAGCCGACCUUCAUAGAGCCUGAGGCCAUCAAGUACUUCCGUGAGAGGAUUGGGAAGGGCGAUGUGAGCGAGGAGGAAGACUUCCACCUAGCCUGCCGCCAUGAGAGAUACCCCACCCGGCACCAGCCACACAUGGCAGAUUCCUGGCCACGGAGCUUCACUCAUGAGGCGCCAGAGCUGAACCGCCAGUGCUGGGUCCUGGGACACUGGGUGUGAUGUAGACCCGGCCCAGCCCCAGUGCUCCUGCUGUUGCUGGCACCACCCCUUCCCACAAGACCUGGAAACCCAGUGCCCCGGAAACCUGGUCUGUGUGCUGUGGACUCUGCCUCCAGCCUUGGAGAUACCAGGCCUGUCCUGUGCUCAUUGCCUGGGUCACAAGGCCCUCAAGAUGGCCCAAGGGACUGUGCUGGCUUCACAGAGACUUGGGGACAGCAGUCAGCAUCAUGCAUGGAGCCCUGCUUGGUACAUCUGGAAGGGCAGGAAGGACACAGGCACUGGCCACCAAAUACAGAUAUGCACAGCCAAAUAGGGACCCAAGGAAGUGCUUAGAGGGGCAGGGUCCUAUGGGGAUAGGAAGGGGUAGUAGCUGGCAUUAUAGGGGGCCACAGAGCAGGCACACAGCAGGGGCUCAAUCCAUGCUUGUUAAACCUAUUCUCUUGCCGUUUGUGGGGUUGGAUGCCCCACCAAUGCCUCACCCUGUCACUGAAAGGAUCCUGAAGGUGAGAAAAAUUGCCAUGUGUCAUGUUCUGGGGUUAGGUUCAGAUGCCCAGGGGUUGGACAAGACAGGAGCCCACCUGAUCCUGUAUCCAAGGCAGAAUGGAGACAGAUGGGCAGAGCUGCUGGGAUCCUGAGUGUGGCAAGAAACCAGCCUUAGACCAGGCUCUAAGCUGGAGCUGAAGAAACCCCGAGCUUCCUGGGGGCUGACCAAAGUCACACCACCUUGUAAUCCUUUUACAUGAAACCUCAGGCUCAGAAGCCUAGGGAGAGGAUUCCUACAAUAAUUAGUAGGGCACAGGGUCCAGAGAGGACAUGACUUGCCUAAAAGAGCAGGUUUGAACUGGGUCUGUCUCCCAGCUCCAUCUCUGCCCAAGAGGAUUUCUACAGUUUGACAGAGCUGAGCAGGAUGCAGUCUUCACUCAUCUGCUACCACCACCCAUCCAUUUAGCCAGCACCUACCCACUUAUCACCUAUCCAUCUACCCAUUCAUCCAUAAUUCACUCAUCCAUCAAUUAUCUAUGUAUCCAGCCAUCCAUUGUCCAUCUACCCACAUCCAUCCAUAAACACUUUGUCUAUCCAUCCAUCAUCUGCCUAUCAAGUAUCCUACUACCCACCCACCUAUCCAUCAUUCAUCCACCCACCCAUCCAUCAUCUAUCUAUUCAUCCACUCCCCUACAUCUGUACAUAAUCCAUCCACCUAUCCAUCAUCCAUCCACACAUGUUCCAUCUACCCACCCACCCAUGCAUCCAUUGAGCCAGCACCCAUCAUCUAUCUAGGUCCAUACAUCCACUCAUCACCCAUCUAGUCACCCAUCCACACAUGAUACAUCCAUAUGCCCAUCCAUUAUCCAUUAUCAUCCAUCAUACAUUUUCUAUCCAUCUAUCCAUCAUUUACCUAGUCUUCAUCCAUCCAUCACUUGCCAUUCCUCUUAUCAGAUGUCAUACAGCCAUUGUCUCUCCAUGUGUUAGCCACACCCUCAUCCAGCCAGCCACAAGGCAUCUGUCCAUGUACAUGUGUCACUGUGUCCUUACUCUGUGCCAAGCACUGCAGUAGGCCCUUAACAUGUGACACAGCAGUCUCCAGACAGGCACUUGUUGUUACAGAGCCCACAGAGAGGCAGAGAGAUGAGGAUACAGGCAAAGAUAGUUUAGUGUGCAAAGCACUGGGCACGGUACCCCUUUCUGGGCUAGGUUGCCUGGUUCUGAUCCCACCUCCUCAGCCUUUGUGCUUUGGUUGCCUUAUCCUUCCAAUGGGGCUCUUCGUUAUAACUACCUCUUCCAGCUGCUGGGAGCUGAAGUGGGCAGACAUACAUGGGCACUGAGAGCUGAGCCUGACCUGUGGUAGGCACCUCAUUGGCAUUUGCUAUCAUACCAAGUCAGGGCUGUGUGACCAUAGGCAGCACAUGCUGGGCCAUCCAAGCUAACAUGGGCAGGUAGUGAGGGAAAGGAAGGACAAUGGAGAACUUUAAAAAUGGCCAAGACGGCAGAUGGGAAACAAAAGGAGGGCCAGAGGAGUAUAUAGGGAGUCGCUGCAGAGGCGGGGAGCUAGGUUGGAGGAGGCUUCAAAGUCUUGUCAGGGCAUCAGGAGCUCAAAGCAGAAUGAGAUGUGUCCAGGUGUGCCAUCUAGGAAGGUGCCCAGUUCUGGACUGCAACAGAUGAGAAAGACAAACACUCCUCUAUCCUUGCACAGUGAGAGAAGAGGGCUGUCCCUCAGGAAAGAGGGGCCUGGAUGGGAUCCAGUGGGCCAAUUCAGGAGCCACAGAGGAGGGACUACCAGGACAGGGGGCACAAGGAACAUGAGGAAGAUGAGGAAGAUGGAGACUUGGGCUUCAGGUGUCCUGUGUCUUGGGUGCACAUGGGGGAGAUAGAUGCUCCUGUGUCCACUCAAGCCUGUGGUCAUUCAUCCAGAGCUCGUCCACAUCUCGCUCAUGCAGCCAGUACUGAGCCCCUGUGUGGGGCUGGAAGCAGUCCAGAUACAAGGCCCUGAAUAUCAGCUUUGAGAGUUCUGGCACUGGCCUCAUACAAGCAGGAGCCACUGUGACAUGGGUCUGGGUAGGGACAUGGGCGGGAAUCAGACCCGGCCGCCAGGCACCUUGGAGCUCUUGAUUGUCACCCAGGGUCCUUGUGGCAUUGGUGAUAGGCCCCAGGAGGCCCAGAAAAUGAUUUUAGUUGACACAUGGGCAAAAUUUUAAUCUAUUUUAAUAGCUGUGUUUAUGUAAAUGUGUAUUAGAAAAAAAUGUUUAACAGGCACUUCACAGACACUAUUGCUUAGGAUGAACCAAAAUAGGUAUUUCAGUCAAAGGAGAGUUGGCUUAAAGAAAAAUACUUAAUAAAUAAUCAUGCAAGUGG
Jaculus jaculus (lesser Egyptian jerboa) is the source of this 3837-nucleotide messenger RNA. It is a transcript of the gene Gsg1l, whose product is annotated as GSG1 like. The transcript is spliced from 7 exons. Lineage: Eukaryota; Metazoa; Chordata; Mammalia; Rodentia; Dipodidae. The coding region runs from base 1 to 987 and encodes 328 amino acids. Gene Ontology annotation, cellular component: plasma membrane. The record is from RefSeq and is a predicted model, not a curated record.